AUGGCUUCUCGAUUUAGUGCAGUGAAGUUGUUUCGAGGUGUAAUUUGGAACCCUAAUUUUGGAACUAUUCCAAAAAGCUAUCUUCUAAGGCAAGGUCAACGUUUUAAACAUUUGACGCCACACGUUCCUUCUCGUGGUCUGUUAUCAACACCUCGAGUGCACCUUGCUUCCGUUUCUGACCAAACUGUCGAUCCGAGGCUUACCGCCGAGCGAUUUGUCGAUGAAACUGACGUUGUGAUAGUUGGAGGAGGACCAUCAGGUCUUUCUGCGGCGAUCCGAUUGAAACAGCUUGCGAAUGCCGAAGGGAAAGAGGUUAGAGUGGUUGUGAUUGAAAAAGCCAGUGAGCUUGGAGCACAUACCGUCUCAGGUGCGGUCAUAGAACCUCGAGCUCUUAAUGAAUUAAUUCCUGACUGGAAGGAACGAGGUGCUCCCCUAAACCAGCCAGCAACAGAAGAAGAUUUACGAUUUCUUACAAAAAAAUGGGCGAUCCCCCUUUUUUCCCCACCACAGAUGUUAAAUAAGGGAAAUUAUGUCGUUAGUUUGAACAAAUUUGUAAAGUGGUUGGGGGAGCAAGCUGAGGAAGUUGGCGUUGAAGUAUACCCUGGCUUUUCUGCAAGUGAGGUUUUAUACAACGAAGAUAACAGUGUAUGUGGUAUCGCCAUUAAUGACAUGGGUCUUGACAAAGAUUUUAAACCGAAGGAUAACUUUGAGCGCGGUAUGGAGUUUCGCGCCAAGGUUACCCUCUUUGCCGAAGGGUGUCAUGGUUCACUUACUAAAACGCUGAUAAGAAAAUUUGAUCUUCGCAAAGGAAGGCAACCUCAGACAUACGGAAUAGGCAUAAAGGAAGUGUGGGAGAUUGAUCCGGAGAAAGCCAAGCCAGGGUAUACGCUGCAUGCAAUGGGAUACCCGUUAGACUGGAAAUUGUAUGGUGGAGGCUUCUUAUAUCACAUGGAAGAUAAUAUCGUUCAAGUAGGAUUCGUUGUGUCGUUAGAUUACCAAAAUCCAUAUUUGAAUCCCUACAAAGAAUUUCAGAGAUACAAACUUCAUCCGUUUAUCAAGAAGCACCUUAUAGGCGGAAAGCGUAUCGCAUAUGCGGCACGAGCGAUAAAUGAAGGUGGCUAUCAGUCAAUUCCCAAAUUGACCUUUCCUGGCGGAGCUCUUAUCGGAUGUACAGCUGGAUUUUUAAAUGUUCCAAAGAUAAAAGGAACCCACACAGCAAUGAAGUCAGGAAUGAUCGCUGCUGAAACAGCAUAUGACGCAGUCACGUCUGAAAAUGCUUCAACGGGACCAAUUAACUUGACUGCAUAUGAAGAUUCUAUUGAAAAAUCGUGGGUUUACGAGGAAUUACGUGAAGUACGAAAUAUUCGUCCUUCCUUCAACAGCCCACUUGGUAUGUGGGGUUUUGUUUGUUAUUCAGGAUUGGAUAUGUUAUUUCUGAAGGGUCGUACGCCAUGGACAUUCAAACACCACGAGGACUACGCCUGUUUGAAACCAGCCAAGGAGUGUAAACCGAUUGAAUAUCCGAAGCCUGAUGGUGUAAUAACAUUUGAUCUUCUGGAUAGUGUUGCCCUCAGCGGUACGAUGCACACCGAAAAUCAACCGGUCCAUCUGCGAUUAAGGGAUAAGAGUAUUCCGGUCGAAAGGAAUUUGAAAAUAUUUGAUGGUCCGGAGGGAAGAUUCUGCCCAGCCGGGGUCUACGAGUUUGUUGACGACGAGGCGAACGUUGGUCAAAAACGUCUGCAAAUUAACUCCCAAAACUGUGUACAUUGUAAAACAUGUGAUAUCAAGGAUGUUUCACAAAAUAUUGAUUGGGUUACACCUGAAGGAGGGAAUGGUCCAAAAUAUGUUCUUACUUGA
Molecule: messenger RNA, 1857 nt
Organism: Acaulospora morrowiae
Lineage: Eukaryota; Fungi; Glomeromycota; Glomeromycetes; Diversisporales; Acaulosporaceae
Source: the annotation of a GenBank genome assembly